AUGACGGCAGAGAGGACAAGAGUUGUGGUUAGAAAGCCAGGGAAGAAUGCAGUCUGGAUGCAUGCAAGAAGUGAUCUUUAUGGUGGGGAGGAUAGAGUCAAUAGUCGUGCUUGGAUUAUCAUCUUCACAAUCACAUUGGCUAUUGGUGUUGGUGGUGGUGUUGAAAUGUUGAAGAAAGCGGAGGAAGGAGGGGCUGUCAAGGAGGAAAGUGGCGGUGUCCGUGUCAGUAGUGGUGGAGGCGGGAGUGGGGUCCAUGAGUUCAAGAAAGUCAUGGCGGCAGUGAGGGCAAAGAGGAGUGGUGGUAGCGUUAGUGGCGGUGAGGAGGUGGAUGCUGUGGUCACAUUCAUGACACCAGUAGUCUGGAGUUUAGAGAAGGGAAAGGGGAUGAGGAGGUUAGGUGGGGUCUAUCUACGUGAAUGCGAUGUCUUGUUAUCAGGAAACAAACACGUCGCUUUGGCCGAGUGGUUAAGGCGUGUGCCUGCUAAGUACAUGGGGUUUCCCCGCGAGAGUUCGAAUCUCUCAGGCGACUUUGCGAUUUCAGUAAAAGUAAAACCAAAGACAAUACAAGCCUUCAUUUCUUCAACACUGGCUGCUGCCUGCUGGCAUUUGAUAGCCAAAGGAAAAACUGGCAGUUUUGGAAUGAAGAAUGAUCCUCCUAUUCUGCCUCCGCUCCAUUAUCUGUUGUUGUUGCCGCUGCUGCUGCUAAUCUCUGUGAUGGAGGAGAGUCAUGGAUUUGAACACAAGUGA
This is a messenger RNA of Dovyalis caffra, 747 nucleotides long. NCBI's taxonomy places the organism in Eukaryota, Viridiplantae, Streptophyta, Magnoliopsida, Malpighiales, Salicaceae. The record is from the annotation of a GenBank genome assembly.